This is a messenger RNA of Trematomus bernacchii (emerald rockcod), 2338 nucleotides long. Its product is annotated as E3 ubiquitin-protein ligase MARCHF9-like. Gene Ontology annotation, biological process: protein ubiquitination. The transcript is spliced from 4 exons. Bases 765 to 1787 code for a protein of 340 amino acids. NCBI's taxonomy places the organism in Eukaryota, Metazoa, Chordata, Actinopteri, Perciformes, Nototheniidae. Gene Ontology annotation, molecular function: zinc ion binding; ubiquitin-protein transferase activity. The record is from RefSeq and is a predicted model, not a curated record.
UGUGAGUGCAAGUUGUCGGGAAAUGGAUUAUUGUUUUUUGUCUUUUUGCCCUAUCCAUCUCUAACAUGCACCGCUGCUGGAUGUUAACGUUGUAACGGACCUGCUUAAGGAGAAAAGGUGUGGGUCGAUCCUAAAAAGAAAAGAAAACAAGGCAACAGCGAAGAAGGACUCUCGUGAAAUAAUGGAUGCCACCACGAGACAACAAAGAAUGCACGCUUGUCACCUCGUGGAUUUCAUAUAUCCUGUAGGUAAAUAGAGAGUCCAACAUAUUAAUCGGCUUUGACUUCAUUUUAAUAGGAUUUAAUAUCAACCCCCCUUCACACCCUCGCUGUUUUUUGCCUGAGGAAGAAACGACAUCAACAUUUUGCCAUAUGCUCAUUUAAAAACACCAAGAAAACACUAGGACAGUCUAACAAUGAAGAACCGGACUGAACAUGUAGGCAUGGGAGGAUGAUGUUGUUGGACACUUCUGACUUUAAUGCUGGUGCCUCACAGUGCGUGGCUCGCAGCCUUCAUUGGCUGUGUCCAUGAGAAAUAAUGCUUCCCCAUUGGCUGGAUAGCAGUGCACAUGCUAUAACAACAGGAUAUGCAAAGAGCUAUGGGCUGAUCUAAUAGCCUAUCAUGUUUCCAGCACGCUUUUUUGACCGAGAUCUGUAUUUUAUUUAAUAGGAUGUGAACUGCCUACUUGAAUCAAAUGGUUCGGAUGCCAUAAUAAUAAUAUUAGCCUAAUAAUAAUAAUAAUCAUAAUAGGCCUAAUAAUAAUAAUGAUAAUUUAUAAUGGACCUGCCACAGUCAAGCUGAAGGCUGUUUUUAUCUCACGGAUGUUUUUCAAUGAACUCAAAGUGUUGUUACUGAUGCGCUCUGGAUCAAGCAGGAGGACUGACACACACCCGGACACACGCACCAGGAUGCGAGGGCUCGCCAUAGGAGGCUGUGGUUGGCCGCCUCUGAGCUGCUCUCACCGGGACGAUGAGGAGGAAUAUUACGGCUCGGAGUCCCGGCCACGCAGCCUGGCAGUGGAGGACACGGAGGAAGACAAACCCGAGGGAGGAGCAGGCCUGGACGCCGCUUCCCUGCCAAGCCUCUCGGAGAGCGGGACGCGGUCACCGCAGUGCCGGAUCUGCUUCCAGGGCCCGGAGAAGGGGGAGUUGUUGAGCCCUUGUCGCUGUAACGGCUCUGUGCGCUGCACUCACCAGUCCUGCCUUAUCCGCUGGAUCAGCGAGAGAGGCUCCUGGAGCUGCGAGAUCUGCUACUUCAAGUUCGAGGUCCUGGCCAUCAGCACCAAAAACCCUCUGCAGUGGCAGGCCCUCUCUCUGACUGUGAUUGAGAAGGUGCAGAUUGCGGCCAUGAUCCUGGGCUCUUUGUUCCUCAUCGCCAGCAUCUCCUGGUUGGUGUGGUCCUCUCUCAGCCCUUCAGCCAAAUGGCAGCGGCAGGAUCUCCUCUUCCAGAUAUGCUACGGCAUGUACGGCUUCAUGGACAUAGUUUGCAUCGGCCUUAUAAUCCAUGAAGGAUCGUCUGUUUACCGGAUCUUUAAGCGCUGGCAGGCGGUGAACCAACAGUGGAAAGUGCUGAACUAUGAGAAAGCAAAGGACUUAGGAGACCCCAUCAGUUCUUGCAAAGUUCGCGUUGAGAGGAACUCAGACGGCGGACAGAGGGCGAGUCGACAUGUCAGGACUAUUCUCAACCACCACUGUGGCUACACCAUUUUACACAUCCUCAGCCAGUUAAGACCCAACAGCCUGCGCAGAGACAACCAUGAGGUGGUGAUGAGGGUGACCACAGUAUGAGGCCAACGUGCUCCGAUGUUUAGGGAGGAGGUCAACGUGUUGAUUGGGAUUUAAUUGUCGUUUUUUAAAUCCUUAUCUGCCACAUAAACACUGACGGUUACUUUUGGUCGCACAGAAUCUCCCUGAGCUCAAAGUGGACCAUGAGAAAUAUUUCUGAGAUUUGGGCAAAGGGAGGGUGUUGCAGUGAUUAUAAACAAAGACUGUGAAAACGUGACAAUUAAAAAAGAAAAAGUUUGAUUCCUAAAGCUUUCAAAAACAAUGUUUACCACCAUGACCAAUCUUACAAAAUGUCAUUGAAAUAUUUAUUUCCUUUCCGAAGAAAAAAUAAAAUGAAUGUCAUUUAGUUUGAUUUGGAUUUUACUCUAUAAUAGAGGGUUUAUUGGUGAAAGCGAUCGUGCUCCUAUCAAUAUGCUCCUGAGGGUCUGCCAUGAUCUGACAGAUGUUUCACUUGAAGCAGCAUCGAUGGAUCAAACGUAAGAUAACAAAUAAACUCUGAGAUACAACACAAUUGCUCGAACUUUUAAGUUAAAAGUACAAUUCAUGUUUUUGUA